GCGCGUACGUGCAUCAACACAAACUUGUGCAUUAAAAAGAUACGAUAACUGACUAAUUAAUUAAUGUUGCAAAAACUUUUUCUGUCAGGAAAAUGGGUGCCAACGUGUACAUUUCGUGUCAAUUCGUUUACAAAAAUAAAACCGAUCCUUGUUAUCAUCGUGAAUGUUGAGUUGAUUCAAAUUCCGUUCAUGCAUUUGGAUCUUUUAUUGGCUAUGUAUAGACGAUGAGAUUGGCACGCCAAAAGUAAAGCGCUUGGCAAACAUGUUACAAGGCUUCGAACAAAUGGGUAUAAAAGAAGAAAUAAUUUCGAUAGCCGAUUGGCAUUUAUCAAAAACAUUCAAACAUUCAUUUUAGAACAAUGACACAACAACAAUCGACAGCAUCUAUUGUCCUCUGCCUAUUGGUCAUGGUAUUCAUGGUCCAUUGGUCAUGUAUUCAGGCAGAAUCAUCACCGGUGGCACAAAGCAGCAGUGCCAAUUGGGAAGCCGAUACGAUUCCUACAUCACAAUCAAAGUCAUCACUGUCGACCAAUCUGAACGACAUAUCGGAUCGAUUAUAUCGCAUCAUUUAUAAACGAUUGGCCGAUACGACUGCAUCGGUAGAUCCGUAUGGCGAUUUAGAUGAUGUAGACCGCUUCAAUCGCCAAGAACGACAUUUACGGUUUGGAAAACGUUUCAGUUCACGAGCCAAAUAUAGUGAUCUUGAUUAUGGCCAUAUGCGUUUCGGACGACGUUGAAUCUUUCUAUUCAAAUACCAGAAUCGAUCGAUUCUUUCAUGAUAAAAUUUGAUCAAGCCACCAACAAAAAUCUUUAACAAAAUAAACUAAAACAAUUUUUUUUGUCCCUGUGUAAUCGACAAAAAUAUAAUCCGUUUUUAUACCCUAUUCUUCAAAAUAGGGAACAAUUUAUUCAAAAAUAUUAAAUAAAGAAUCCCUACUAUAAAC
Messenger RNA from Dermatophagoides farinae (American house dust mite), 944 nucleotides. RefSeq lists its product as uncharacterized. The record is from RefSeq and is a predicted model, not a curated record. Lineage: Eukaryota; Metazoa; Arthropoda; Arachnida; Sarcoptiformes; Pyroglyphidae.